Prinia subflava (tawny-flanked prinia) is the source of this 875-nucleotide messenger RNA. It is a transcript of the gene TMEM50A, whose product is annotated as transmembrane protein 50A. The record is from RefSeq and is a predicted model, not a curated record. NCBI's taxonomy places the organism in Eukaryota, Metazoa, Chordata, Aves, Passeriformes, Cisticolidae. The transcript is spliced from 7 exons. The coding region runs from base 137 to 610 and encodes 157 amino acids. Gene Ontology annotation, biological process: protein targeting to vacuole; late endosome to vacuole transport via multivesicular body sorting pathway.
ACGUGACCCCCACGCGCCCCCCCCGCGCCCCUGCGCGCGCGCUGCGCCUGCGCCCGCGGCCGCCGCCGCGUCCCGUGACGGUGCGCGAGGGAUGCGCGGGGCGCGCGCGGGGCGGGAGCGCGCACGCUGCUGAGCCAUGUCCGGGUUGCUGGAGAGCCUGCGGUGCUCGGAGUGCGUGGACUGGGGCGAGAAGCGCAACACCAUCGCCUCGGUGGCCGCGGGGGUGCUGUUUUUCACGGGCUGGUGGAUCAUCAUCGAUGCUGCUGUGAAGUACCCGCAGGUGGAGGACUUCAACCACUCGUACCACGCCUGCGGGGUCAUCGCCACCAUCGCCUUCCUGAUGAUCAACGCGGUGUCCAACGGGCAGGUGCGAGGGGACAGCUACAGCGAGGGCUGCCUGGGGCAGACAGGGGCUCGGAUCUGGCUCUUCAUUGGUUUCAUGAUGGCGUUUGGGUCCCUCAUCGCUUCCAUGUGGAUCCUUUUUGGGGGCUAUGUGGUUAAAGAAAAACCAGUGGUGUACCCAGGAAUUGCUGUGUUUUUCCAGAAUGCAUUCAUCUUUUUUGGGGGCCUGGUGUUCAAGUUUGGCCGCACAGAGGAUUUGUGGCAGUGAACCCCCCUGGAGGGCCCUGGGCUUUAACUGCACCCCCAAAGUUUUGUAAAACUGUUUUGUAAACCUUCCAUUGUGUCUGAAAUCAAGGAAAGCUGAAAGCACUAAAUCCAGCUCAGUUCUGUUUGGUUUUUUUACUCUUGUACGUCCACUUCAGUGUUGUACUGUUUUUGAGAAAUGUAAAAUUGCUACAAACAACAGUGGAGUCACUUUUCUAAAAUGAUGUUUGUUACAAAUAAAAGGAGAGUUGGAAUAUGGAUGAACUUAA